CUUGGUAUCUAGUCGUUCCUUUCACAAUGCGAGCUAAACUGUUCAAUUUGACAACCCUAUUUUUGACAACAGUUAUUUUCCAAGAAACAAGAGAAUUUCGUUUUAUGAGGACUAUUCAAUCAGUUGGGCAUCCGUACUAUAAGAUACUGAUGUCAUUGGGCACUUGUAAAGAAAAUGUUCUUUUUACUGAUCAGAAAAUUUGGGCAAAAAUAGCAAUGAAUCGCAUUCUAGACAUUUACUACAGGUGUGAUAAUGAAUUAGUCAAAAUAUCAAGAGUGGAAAUCAUACUUAUAAUUAACAAUACAAGCAGUUUUGCGUUUUCGGAAGAUGGUGUGGGUAGAUCUGAAUUUUCUGGAACGUUAUAUCUGCCAACGCAUCUUAAUUUCGUAAUUUAUUCUCUUACUAUAUACUCAUGCAAUCUGGGAAAACAAUACGUUACGUCGCCGAAAACAGUUGGCAGAGACGAUCCGCAACAUACUUACAUGCCUUUCCUUCGAGAUAAAAUAACAGUUAACUGAUUAACAUAAUUAUUAAUGACAGUAAUUCGUAGUAGUAAUUUAACUAUUUCUACAAAAAGUUAGUUAUGUAAUAAUUUCAUUAUAAACAAUAAACAGUUAAAGAAAUUACGUUAAAAUUAUUUUCUCUCAUUUUCCAUUGUCUAGUUAUUUUGGCACAGAAACGUAGGUAGCAAAUUAAUAAAAUCAUUUUAAUUAAAAUUAAUGCAAAAAUGUGAAUAUCCAAAACUUUAUUAAUUAGUUUAUAAUUUUUUAAGGCAUGUAACCCAACAUAAUAGUACUGUCUCACUUGCACUAAUGAAAUGUGCAUAAAGCUGUCCUGCUGUCGCUAAGACAAUAGUUCAACGACAAAUUGACAAUAACAAUGGUGCCAACUUAGGAGAUUUCACCCAAAACCUGGGGUAAAAAUAUGACUCUGUUGCCCAUAAAAGAAAAAAAGGAUAAAAUAUCUGUACAAGGUGCUGGGUACAGCAAACAAAACGAAAUAUUUAUAUCAUAUCAGUUUAAAAAAAUCCAACGUAGUAAAUCUCAAUCUGUUUGAUUCAAUUCUUAUGUUUUGUUUCUGUAAGAAAAUUAUCAAAGGAAUAUUAAAAAAAUAUCAUUUUAUUACGUACUUAAAAUAUUUUGUUGUAUUGAAACGUUGAAGUAGUUUACUGACCUAGGAAACUAACUAAUUCUUUGGCGAUUUCAACAUGUCUUGUCUACAUGGCUAACUUCGCUAAUUCUAGCUAUUUAUUUCUUUCAUAGAAAAUUGAGAGUAUCGGAAAACACUACCUAGUCCUUUCAAAAUCAGAUGCAUUUUACAAUUUAAUUAUUAUCGUUAAUUCCCGUGAUAUAAAUCAAAUUAUUAUUGUUGUAAACU
Molecule: messenger RNA, 1377 nt
Organism: Spodoptera frugiperda (fall armyworm)
Lineage: Eukaryota; Metazoa; Arthropoda; Insecta; Lepidoptera; Noctuidae
Exons: 3
Coding region: 27-518 (163 amino acids)
Source: RefSeq, a predicted model, not a curated record